Molecule: messenger RNA, 660 nt
Organism: Protopolystoma xenopodis
Lineage: Eukaryota; Metazoa; Platyhelminthes; Monogenea; Polystomatidea; Polystomatidae
Source: the annotation of a GenBank genome assembly
AUGAACCGCAAUGCUUCACUAGUCAAUUUUGACUCGAUCAACCAAACUCAUCCUCUCGGCCAGGCCACUCGGUCGCAGAUCAGUCAGCCGAUCUCGGUCUCCGACGCUUCUCCUCCUCCGCCACACAUCAGCACCAAAACCGGCGGUUUCCGCAUCAGCUUCAGCAAGAGCCGAGCCAGCAUCACCGGCACCGGCUGCAGCGCGCCUCGAGACAAGACACCCUCGAGCCUCUCUCAUCCCUCGACCGUCCCGCCUCGGCCAGACGCUUCGGUCACUCCGCCGCGACGGACAGUCUCGUUGUCGUCUCGAGUGGCUCGGCCUCGGCUGCCUUCGGCCCUGCGCGGCUUGGCCGACAAUUUGCCCAGCCUCAAUCUGGGCCUCAGUCGCAGUCUUCAUCUGCCCACCGAACGAGCACACCUUUUGGCCACCGACGCCGGCGCUGCCAACGGCGAUGGCGUCGCCUUCACGACCGUGUCGUCGGGCCUGUCGGUCGGUUGGCCGAGCCAGACGACACGAGAUGACGACGCCCAGUUUGGACGAGCCUUCGACGCCAUCCGCGUGGCCACUGCACGACAAGCGCCUACGUCGGCCGACGUAGCAGAUGUGAGUUGUCUACCCCAUCACGCAUGCCAUCCACGGCUUUUCAUUUGGGCCAGUUGA